AUGCCGGGUAACGAGCAGACCGGCGCAGCUGUGGCUGAAAGUGCAGCGCCUGCGAGAGCCCGCGCCGAGUCACCAAAUGCACAGGAAGGGAACCCGGGAUACAUACCUCGACCAAAGCGCAUUGCUUGUGUUGUCUGCAGGAAAAGAAAACUUCGAUGUGAUGGAGCGAAGCCGAGCUGUGGGAAUUGUGCGCGGUUGGGCCAUGACUGUGCUUAUAACGAGGUCAGGAAGAAGAGUGGCCCCAAGAGAGGAUAUGUCAAGCAUCUAGAGGCAAGACUGGCCCAGGUGGAGACGCUGUUGAAGGGGGUUGACUCUAUAGAAUCCAGGCGACAUUCUCCGCCGACGAGAGCGUUCGAUAGCCAGAAUGCACUGUCCCAGGGGCGAGAGACCAUGUUUCCUGGAGUCCCAAAGUCAGUAGAGGCUGACCCGAAUCUGUCUCUCGACGGCAUAGAUAUGUUUGGGGAUAUUGGAGAUAUUCUACCGCCGCCACCUACCAAUGCCGGGUCGAACGGUGCCCCGUCGAGCGAGUUUUCAUGGGAAAUGAUCGGUUUGGGGCUGGAGGAACCACUCCCGAGCCAGGAGGUUAUCGAUGAGCUAGAUGAGAUAUACUUUCAGAAAAUACAUCCAUCUUCGCCUAUGAUACAUAAACCACGAUAUUACGCAGCAAUGAAUCUUGCACCUUCGAUGAGGCCGCCGAUAUGUCUACGGUAUAUCAUGUGGGCUCACGCUGCUGCUACCACUGAUAAAUAUGCCGAUAUACAUAACCAUUUCUACAUCCGAGCCCGCAAGUACGCCGAACUGGACCAGAUGAAAGGACUGGGUGAAAAUAUGAUUUCAGUAGCCCAUGCCCAAUGCUGGCAGUUAAUCGGGUGCUAUGAGUUUAAGAUGAUGUAUUUCCCGAGGGCGUGGAUGAGCACCGGUGCUGGAAUGAGGCUAUGUUUGAUGAUGGGUCUGAACAGGCAAGAUGCUAGCGGCCUGGAUGUUAAACAAUGUCUACCACCGCCCAGGGACUGGACAGAGCGUGAAGAGAGAAGAAGAACGUUUUGGACGGCAUUCUGUCAGGAUAGAUACGCCUCGGCAGGUACUGGCUGGCCCAUGAGUGUCGAUGAGAGAGAUAUCUUGACAAACCUUCCUGCAUCUGAAGAAGCAUUCGUCAACUCAUGCAUGUUUGGCCGUAACCUCCACCAUCUUCACCGUGUCACGACCAAUGACAGGGACCAUGAUUUAAACGGUGAAUUCUGGAAACGGCAUCGUGCUCUCGACAAUAUCCUACUUCACACCUCGCUUUCCCUCCCUAACCAUCUUCGUCUCCCAGAAGGGAUUAACAGUCCUGAAAUUGUGUUUGGCAACAUGUGUAUUCACGCCUCGACUAUAUGUCUUCAUCAGGCUGCGAUAUAUAAGGCUGAGAAGCACGAUAUGCCCGGCCAGAUCUCUACAGAGAGUAAACGGCGAUGUAUAAUUGCAGCCGACCAAAUCACCAAUAUCAUGAAAAUGGUCUCGCAUACAGACUUAACAAGGUUGAAUCCCUUCCUUGUAUUUUGUUUAUAUGUUGCCGCUAGGGUUUUUGUGCAGUACCUCAAAUCCAGGCCUCAAGAUCAAGCCGUUCGAUCUUCCCUUCAGUUCUUGCUCUCGGCUAUGAACGCCGUCAAAAGAAAGAUCCCCCUGGCAGAAUCUUUCCUUGUGCAGUUAGACGUUGAUCUUGAGGGAAGUGGGCUAGUGACUGAUGAAGGGAUAUCGAAGUUCUCAUACGGGAGUCUCCAAAGGAGCCCAGAGGACGAUGCGCGGCAAAGCGCCCUCCGUGCAGUGCGUUAUCAGUUUGAAAAGUGUGCUAUCGGCAUUGUUGAUAUCGCGCUUUUAGACAAGGACAAAGCCCAGAACUGUUCGUCAAACUUGCCAGAACCAGGUUCAUCAUCCGACCCUAAAGGCGUACCUAGCCAGCGUCAGUCACAACCGGGCGAGCAACAAUUCUCAGCUCCCACUCAGAUCUACGGACUGGGUAUGCCUGCGACAAUACCCGAUUUAAGGAUGCCUCAGGCACAAGAUGACCAAUUUAACUUCAUGGAUUUUGACAUGGAUGCUUCAGCUGGUGGUAACAGUACCGGAAGCGAACGGCAUCUCUCCUACUCCGAUAAUCCUAGCCCAAUUACAAACAAGGCCUCCUCAAACAGUUCGUUCUCCCCAGCCCAUCUGGACCAUCCCUCUCCUAAGCAAAACCUGCCCAACCAACAACAGCUUCCACAGCAUAUUCUGUCUUCGCUAUCAUACACGGCGAGUGAAGCCAGUGGUGGUUUUGGAGCUCCAAUGCCAAUUAAGUCAAAUACUACAUCCUUUUCGGCUACAUCUUCCGGACCCCAGUUACAGCCCCAAGAGCUUUUUACCUUGCCAGAUGGAUGGGAUUUUAUGCAGCAGCCAUUCCAACAGGCUGAGUCAGACUUGAUACCUCCUGCCCGUUCUCCAUCCGCUAUAGACCCAGUGAUAUCCUCGCUCGAAGAUAUCCCUUGGUCUCAAUCUCCCGAUGGUUUUAACACCGGUCAAUGGACCCAGUAA
Molecule: messenger RNA, 2547 nt
Organism: Microsporum canis CBS 113480
Lineage: Eukaryota; Fungi; Ascomycota; Eurotiomycetes; Onygenales; Arthrodermataceae
Product: binuclear zinc transcription factor
Exons: 7
Coding region: 1-2547 (848 amino acids)
Biological process (GO): regulation of DNA-templated transcription; DNA-templated transcription
Cellular component (GO): nucleus
Molecular function (GO): zinc ion binding; DNA binding; DNA-binding transcription factor activity, RNA polymerase II-specific
Source: RefSeq, a predicted model, not a curated record